AUGGCCUCGCAAUCGAAGCUCCUACCCCCGGAGCGCACCUUCAAGAGCCUCAUCUCGAAAUUCACAGACCUGUACCUCCAACAUCGCACCAAUAUCUCGCGAACCGUCUACCUGACCCUGUUCUUCGCCCUGCUCAACCGCAUCCGCUCGGCCAUCUCAGAGCAGAAAGCCGCCGCGCAGCGACAGAUCGAGAAACGGCAGCGGGGAUCGACGGCACUGGGUCACGGCGGCGAAGGCCCGCCGAAGAGGCAGAAGGUCGAGCUGAACCGGGAAUUCUUCAAGAAUCUGUUCCGCCUGCUGCGGAUAUGUAUACCAGGGGUGCGCAGCAAGGAGUUCCGGUUGCUGAUCAGCCACACGGUGUUCCUGGUGGUCCGGACGCUCAUCAGUCUGAAGGUUGCGGCUAUGGAUGGCGCGUUGGUGUCGAGUCUGGUCAGGGGGAAGGGGAGGGACUUUUUGAUGGGCAUUGUGUGGUGGAUGUUGAUAGCUGUGCCGGCGACGUUCACCAAUUCUAUGCUUUCGUACCAUCAGUGCAAACUAUCCCUUCAGUAUCGAACGCGGUUAACGAACUACAUCCACGAGAAAUACCUCUCGAGCAUGACUUUCUACUCCUUGUCCGCCCUCGAUGACCGGAUCAAGAAUGCAGACCAGCUUAUCACUGUGGACGUUUCCAAGUUUGCGAACAGCUUAGCGGAACUAUAUGGAAACCUGGCCAAGCCGACACUGGAUAUGCUGAUAUACAACUACUCGCUAUCGAAAAGUGUUGGUGGGGAAGGGCUAUUUUUCAUGUCUCUCCUGGUCCAACUAUCAGCGAAUGUUAUGAGGGCGUUGACUCCGCCUUUUGGGAAAUACGUUGCGGAUGAGGCGAGGCUAGAGGGCGAGUUCAGAUUCGAGCAUUCGAGGGUGAUAGAUUACAGUGAGGAGAUAGCGUUGUACAAUGGGCAUGAGGCCGAGAAAGAUACACUGGACAAGGGGUAUUUCACUCUAAUUAAGCAUGUAAACUACAUAUUACGGCGCCGGUUUACGCACGGGAUAAUGGAGGAUUUCAUUAUCAAAUACGUAUGGGGUGCGCUAGGACUCGUCCUUUGCAGUGUACCUGUAUUUUUCAAGAUACCCGGGGCUGCGUCUCAGACGAUGGGAGACCGGACCGAAAGUUUCGUCACGAAUCGACGGUUACUGCUGUCUAGUUCCGAUGCUUUCGGACGGGUCAUGUUCUCUUACAAGGAGGUCACCGAGCUUGCUGGAUACACCUCCCGAGUCGCGACUCUAUUGGAAGUAAUGGAAGAUAUUAAAGCCGGCCGUUUCGAGAAGACUCUCGUGUCUGACGAUAACGGUGGCGAGCAAUUAGAGCUCAUGCGUGGCCGCGGGACAGUGAUUGAAAGCGAGGAUAUUGAGUUCAUCGAUGUCCCAAUUAUCACACCCGGUGGCAGCAUCCUCGUGAAAUCACUGUCCUUCUCCAUGAAGCGCGGCGACCACGUCCUCGUAGUCGGGCCCAACGGCUGCGGCAAAUCCUCGCUCUUCCGCAUCCUCGGUGGGCUCUGGCCCGUCUACGGCGGCACAGUCCGCAAACCACCCCUAACGCAAGUCUUUUACGUUCCUCAGCGACCCUACCUCAGCGCGGGCUCCUUGCGUCAGCAGAUCAUAUACCCCGACUCCCUGCGCACCAUGCGGAGUAAAGGCAUCACGGACGAUGACCUCCUUUCCAUCCUCAAGAUUCUCGACCUCGACCACCUCGUAGACAGCUUCUCCAAUGGCUGGGACGCCGAAGCCGAGUGGCGGGAUGUCCUCUCCGGUGGGUUGCAGCAACGCGUCGCCAUGGCCCGCCUCUUCUACAACCGACCUAAAUACGCCAUCCUAGACGAGUGCACGUCCAGCGUUACCCUCGAGAUGGAGAAGGUCAUGUACGAGCAUGCCAAGUCUCUUGACAUCACCCUCAUGACGGUCAGCCACCGCAGGAGUCUGUGGAAGUACCACAGCAAGAUUCUGCAGUUUGACGGGCAGGGAAACUAUAUCUUCACGGGCCUAGAUCCGGAGAGGCGGCUGCAGCUCGAGGAUGAGAAGGAGGAGCUGGAAAUACGGUUGAGGCAGGUGCCGGAGAUCGAAAGGAGGAUCGCUGAGUUGAGCGCUGCGUGA
Molecule: messenger RNA, 2130 nt
Organism: Drepanopeziza brunnea f. sp. 'multigermtubi' MB_m1
Lineage: Eukaryota; Fungi; Ascomycota; Leotiomycetes; Helotiales; Drepanopezizaceae
Biological process (GO): fatty acid beta-oxidation; peroxisome organization; very long-chain fatty acid catabolic process
Cellular component (GO): peroxisomal membrane
Molecular function (GO): ATP binding; ABC-type transporter activity; ATP hydrolysis activity
Source: RefSeq, a predicted model, not a curated record